AACAAAAUGGCAACCGCCGAGAAAGUUGAACAAGAACCACCACCUCUGCCGCUGGAGAUCAUCCGCGAGAUUCUUGCCUGGCUGCCGGUGAAGUCCAUAGGCCGAUUCAGGUGUGUCAAAAAGUCUUGGAAUUCUCUAACCCACGACCCUAACUUUAUCAAGUUGCACUACGACAAGGCCACUGAACAUGAGGAUGUGUUAUACCAAAGAAGAAGAGUCUUCCUUAGUGAUAUGUGGAUGCUUUACUUUGUUAAUCUUGAUGAGUCUCUCAGUCGUGUUAACCUUGAUGAUAAUUCUAGGAAUCGUGUUGUAGUAGACAAAACACGUGUUCAAGAUUUCAUGGGUUUGGCGAUUCAUAGCAAAGGCUUGUUGUUUAUGCGGUCUUGUUACCGUGAGUUUAGUUUGUUUAACCCUGCAAUCAACCAGACCAAGAAUCUGCCUUGCCCACCAACGUAUGAUAUGUGGACUGAUGAAGUUUGCGGGUUUGGAUUCGAUGUGUCUACGCUGGAUUACAAGGUGGUUCAUGGACAUUUCUGUGGAGAUGAACUUAGGUUUAGUGUUUAUUCAUUGAAAACCGGUUCUUGGCGUGUCAUUGGAAGUCUAUAUCCUUACAAACGUCGGACACAGGGUAUGGAGGGGAGAGUGGUGAAUGGAGGUGUUCAUUGGUUGGUUCGCAGUGUAUCAUCAUCCAUGGUUAUCAUAUCUUUUGUUUUAGCAGAGGAGGAUGUUCGUGAGAUUCCAAUGCCGCCGGGUUUUAAUGUUGUUGAAGGUGAAGAAGACUACUAUCUCAGUGUUUUUGAGGGAUGCCUAUGUGUGGGUAAGAAGGAUGCCUUGGUAUUUUGGGUGAUGAAAGAAUACGGAGUGGCCAAAUCCUGGACUAGAAUAAGCAUCACUGUGCCCUUUUCUGAAGGAUUACUUUCCGGCUUUGUGAAGAAAAGUCGUCAUCUGUUACUGCUUGAAGAUCAAAUGCAACCGCAGUUGGCUAUGUACAAUUUUACUAAAAAGAGCUUUCACAAUCUUUCAAUUCGUGGAGUUCGUGAACCUUGUUCUGCUGGGUUCUACCUGGAGAGCCUUGUGUCACCCAAUAACUAUUAAGCGUGACAGCUGCAGAUGCAGAGGGAAUAGGAGCAAGUAAGUUUCCAUCAGAGGACAUGAUCGCUUUAACAGUAGUGACGCACAAGAAUUUGCUUGUUUAGCUGUAGUGAUGUGCAUGGCUUUUCUAAUGUUCUGGUUCAAGUUCAGGUGCACCUGACCUUUAGUUGUCAUCUUUUGGUGAUUAUAUAGCUAGUUUUGCUUUUAAGAACAAUUUCUCUAAUUUGGUUGCUAAGUGCUACUUCAAGUACUAGUUUAGUUUAGUAUUGAACCUUUAUGUAAUUGGUAAGUGCUUGUAUUGCUGUUACAUUUAGCAUUACCAAUAGUAUUUUGGAAGUUUCUUUCAAUGUCUAUAUGCCCCUGGUUUAGUUCUUUGUUUA
Molecule: messenger RNA, 1472 nt
Organism: Fragaria vesca subsp. vesca
Lineage: Eukaryota; Viridiplantae; Streptophyta; Magnoliopsida; Rosales; Rosaceae
Product: F-box/kelch-repeat protein At3g06240-like
Exons: 2
Coding region: 7-1095 (362 amino acids)
Molecular function (GO): protein binding
Source: RefSeq, a predicted model, not a curated record